Lycium barbarum (goji berry) is the source of this 1443-nucleotide messenger RNA. RefSeq names its product putative pentatricopeptide repeat-containing protein At1g12700, mitochondrial. Lineage: Eukaryota; Viridiplantae; Streptophyta; Magnoliopsida; Solanales; Solanaceae. The record is from RefSeq and is a predicted model, not a curated record. Bases 1 to 1443 code for a protein of 480 amino acids. Gene Ontology annotation, molecular function: protein binding. The transcript has 4 exons.
AUGCAUCGUGCUGAUUCUGCAUUUUCUGUGUUAGCCAUUCACUUGAAGAAUGACAUUCCAUUUGAUGUUGUAACUUUUACGACCCUAAUUAGGGGAUUAUUUGCUGAAAAUAAGGUCAAAGAUGCGGUUGAAUUGUUCAAGAAGUUGGGGAACGCUAAGCCCAACGUAUAUACCUACAGCAUUGUUAUAGAUGCCCUUUGUAAAGAUGGAAACUUAGAUAUUGCUAUCAACCUUUUGAACGUGAUGAAGAUGAAAGGCAUUCCUCCAGACAUAGUCACAUAUGGUUCAUUGAUUGAUGGUUGGUGUAAGCUUAGUCAGUGGGAGAAGUUUAGGUCUUUGUUCUCUGAGAUGGUGAACCUUAAUAUUUAUCCAGAUGUGCGCACCUUCACCAUGGUGAUAGAUGGACUAUGCAAAGAAGGAAAAGUCGAAGAUGCCGAGGAAUUAAUGAAACACAUGGUCGAAAAAGGUGCAGAGCCUAAUAUAUUCACCUACAAUGCAAUAAUGGAUGGAUAUUGUUUGUGUGGACAACUGAAUAGAGCGAAGAGGGUUUUUGAUUCCAUGAAAGACCAGAACAUUGAACGUGACAUUAUUAGCUAUAACAUAUUAAUAAAUGGAUACCGUAGGGAAAAGAAACUGGAUGAGGCCAUGCAAUUGCUUGGUGAAAUUUCUCAAAAGGGAACAAAACCUGAUAUCUUUACGUACAAUACUAUCUUGCAAGGUUUAUUUGAAGUUGGAAGAAUUGGCGAUGCAAAAAAGAUUUAUGCCGAGAUGCUAUCUGCGGAGUUCGUACCUGAUUUAUAUACUUAUGGCACUUUGGUCAAUGGUUAUUUUAAGUAUGGACUUGUUGAAGAAGCUGUAUCACUCUUUAAUAAGUUGGGAAAAAAGAUAGAAAAUGCAAAUAUUGAAUUUUAUAAUGUUGUCAUUAAUGGAUUGUGCAAAAAUGGUAAACUUAACGAAGCUCAUGCUAUUUUCGAGAAGCCUCCUUUAAUGGGAUUGCUUCCGGAUGUGACAAUAUACAAUGCAAUGAUGAAUGGAUUUUGUCUUGAAGGGUUGUUUGAUGAAGCUAAAGAUAUUCUAAGUAAAAUGGAGGACAACAACGGUUUUCCAAACAAUGUCACUUACAAUGUUAUUGUGCAAGGAUUUCUCAGGUGCAGCAAAAUUAGUGAAAUGACAACUUUCAUGCGGGAAAUGACUGGAAGGGGCUUCUCAUUUGAUGCAACUACAGCUGAUAUACUGAAGCUGAUGGCAAUUCAAACAUUGCUUGAGCUUUCUAGGCAGCCUGUUGAGGAGGUAUUUCCAUUCUUGUGGAUACUAAUACACUUCUAUUGCUGCAAAGCUGAAAAUCCUGGGAAAUGGCUCCUCAAAUCGGGUGUUCCCUAUCCACCUAUCUUGCCAGAAGAGGGUUUUUCUACCAUCUCUAAUUUUAGUGUGAAUGUGCUCUGA